This is a messenger RNA of Protopolystoma xenopodis, 896 nucleotides long. NCBI's taxonomy places the organism in Eukaryota, Metazoa, Platyhelminthes, Monogenea, Polystomatidea, Polystomatidae. The record is from the annotation of a GenBank genome assembly.
CGAACGGGCGUUCUAUGUCUGGGCCGAGGCCCUAUCACCGUUUUGCUGCCCCGAGUAUUCUCUGUAAGAAUAGCUGUGGAUUUUAUGGCAAUCCCUCCUGGAAUGAUUACUGCUCUAUAUGUUAUAGAGAAAUUUAUCUCAAGCAAGAACAACUAUCUCAACCAAAAUCUCCUGGGCUUAAUUUGCCUUCCUCAUCCACUCAAGCCUUCUCUAAGUUUGAAGAGAAAAGAAAACUAAUAACAGGAAAGGGAGCUAAUACAGUCAAAAACAUUUUUAAGUUUUCUAAAGAUGCUUCUAGGACUAAAAGUGGCACAAUCUCAGAGGAGUCCCUGGCAGCAAGAAGAGAAUUCAUUGAUUUUGUCGAGAAACUAAAGCCUACAGUCAGUACAGAUAUACAGAGACAAGUAUUUAGGCUACUUGGAAAUUUUGAAGCAGCGUAUGGUUCAAAGAUAGAUCAAUAUUCUCUCUGGACACAAAGUUUCUAUACGGAGAUUUCUCAUCGAUUUUCAAAAAAUCCCAUAUAUGCGAGCAUAUCUCCUGAGAUGGCUGAUAAAUUGCUCUGUGCAAUCGAGCGAUUCAUAACUACAUGGAUUUAUCCUUGGGCAUUCGCAUCUCAUAUUACUGAUGACGAGGCAGUCGAUUUGAAACUUCAAGACAAAAUCAGAUCUCUUCACUGGGUUACCCCGGAAUUACUUGAUGCGCCUGUCAGCCCAAAAUCCGCUGAGAUGGUUCACUACGAUGCCGCCAUGCUAGGAACAAUCGGCAAAUCCAUUGGAUUAGCACUUGAUCUGAACCAUGGGGCCUGCUGUGUACAGCUCUCGGGAAAAUAUUUUGGCUUUUGGGUGCAAAAAAUGGAAAAUUUGGCGAAUGGACUCUUAGCUGAAAACCCAGUCUAA